Rasamsonia emersonii CBS 393.64 is the source of this 561-nucleotide messenger RNA. Its product is annotated as putative coiled-coil protein. The transcript is spliced from 3 exons. NCBI's taxonomy places the organism in Eukaryota, Fungi, Ascomycota, Eurotiomycetes, Eurotiales, Trichocomaceae. The record is from RefSeq and is a predicted model, not a curated record. The coding region runs from base 1 to 561 and encodes 186 amino acids.
AUGGUUUACUAUUUUACCUCGAACGUGGUGUCCCCUCCAGCAACAAUUUAUGUUGGAAAAGACAAGUACGAAAAUAACGAGUCCUGGGAAAACAUCCCAAAAGAGCUUCUAGAAGACUGUGCACAGCUAACGAAAGCGAAUUCUAUCGAAGGUAAUCAUGGGAACAAAAAGGACAAUAUUACUGUGAUCUAUACACCGUGGUCAAAUCUCAUGAAGGAUGGAUCCAUGGCAACAGGCCAGGUGUCUUUCCAUAAUCCUAAACUGACGAAAAGGAUAUUUGUUCCCACUCGCCAAAACCAUAUUGUCAACCGGUUGAACAAGACGCGCGUCGAGAAGUUUCCUGAUCUCAUGGCAGAGAAGGAAGAGUACUUGAAACAAAAGAGAAGAGAAGAAAGAAGAAUCAGAGAGGAGAAGAAAGCCGCGGAGAAGAGAGAGAAGAAGGAGCGGGAGCAGUUGAAAUGGCAGAAGGAGCACGCCUAUGACGACUUAAUGAGUGAAGAGAACAUUCAGCAGAGCAGCAAUCAGGAUCGAGAUCCAAACUUCCUCGACGACUUUAUGUAA